Messenger RNA from Nelumbo nucifera (sacred lotus), 1905 nucleotides. RefSeq names its product pathogenesis-related genes transcriptional activator PTI6-like. Gene Ontology annotation, molecular function: DNA-binding transcription factor activity; DNA binding. Gene Ontology annotation, biological process: regulation of DNA-templated transcription. Lineage: Eukaryota; Viridiplantae; Streptophyta; Magnoliopsida; Proteales; Nelumbonaceae. The record is from RefSeq and is a predicted model, not a curated record.
GGUCAAAUGAAAAGGGUUACUUUCGUAAUUAGAAGUCAACUUCCCCCCGACUGGUCGACUCCAUUGACACGUUUAGGCCGGCCAGCUGGAAUCGGGAUUUUCCGUUUUCUACUCUGAUAAUAAACGUCGGAGCGAAUUGACGGAGGUUGGGAUUUUAAAUCUAUUUCCUAUAAAUACUCGCUCUUUCACUCUAUUUUUCGGUUACUGGCGCUCUGAUUUCUCUUCUCUCCCUGUUUCCUCUCCAACACCCAGCUUAUCGCCUGACAUUAUCCCUCUCCCGCCAAAAGAGAGGAGAAAAAAAUAAGAUACCUUUUGCGUUAAAGUUUUUGCAGCUUCAGCAAACAGCACUGCUUAGCUUUUCUGGUAAAACAGGGGUGAGGAGUGAGGAGGGAACCAACUUGUUCGAAGUUUAAGCUUUUGGUAUUCCACAGUCUCUAAGAAGUUUCACGACUCGAACAUUCUUCUUUAGCAGAUAAAGUAGUCUCUUUUUCUUUCCGUUAGAGGAAGGAUUUUUCAUAGUCUCUACCUUCUUCUCUUAUUGUUUUCAAAUUUCUUCUGAUAGUCGGAUCCCAUCAAUUCUAGCUCUCCUAUUAAGUGAUUUCCACUGAAAAAGACCUAUUCCAUCUUCUUUCUUUACUCAUUUUCUGAUCCUUUCAGUAAAUAGGAACCUUGUCUGAAAUUCUUUUACUGGAAUCCAGUGUAUAUUUUAUUUUGCUUAAAAUAUUCCAUUAGGUAGGAGAGCUUGCUACUUUGCUAGUCAGUCCAUUGGCUCCGCUUUCUUAUCUCAUACCUGUCGGAGUUGCUAUUACAUGCUCGCUUUCUCCUGAUUGUUUUGAUGCGGCGUGCGAACCUGGUUCUACUACAGUCGAUUCACCAUCUUGUGUGAUGAAUCCGACCUGCCGCUCGGACUUAGAAUCCGGCGUCUUUGUAACUCAGUCACUGAAAUUUUCAGAGCAUGUUGUCAGAACAACGAAACUAGUUCAAGGCCGGAAAGCCGCCGGAAAAUCAACUGGUUCAUGCGAUUCUAUACGGCAGAAGGUAGUGAGGAUUAUCUUCACUGACGUUGAUGCUACGGACUCAAGCGACGACGAGGGGGGCAACGAGACCGUGCGGCGUGUGAAGAGACACGUUCGAGAGAUAUUUUUCGACAACGUGCACACUAACGUGCGCCGUGAGGUGUCAGUUAAGAAAAGGAGGUCGCCGGAACCCGAAUCUGAUGGAACUUGCUCGAAAAGAUUCAGAGGCGUACGGCGACGACCGUGGGGACGUUGGGCCGCGGAGAUACGGGAUCCUACACGGCGGAAACGGUUGUGGCUCGGUACAUAUGACACGGCGGAGGAAGCGGCGACCGUUUACGAUAAGGCUGCCGUUAGAUUAAAGGGUCCGGACGCCGUUACAAAUUUCCCGGCUUUCCCUGGAACAGAAACGGUCGCCAAGGGCGACGACGACUUAACCAAGGCCGCGGCUGCGGUUGCGGCAGCUAGGUCUCCUACUUCGGUGCUCUGUUACGAUGGCCUAACGGCAGCGUUCGACAGCUUCGGUUUCGGAGAUGUCGACGCAUUUGGAUUCAACAUCGACGACUUGCCGUUAACCCUGACGGAAGCCAAUUUUCCAAAAAAGUACUUUGGGGAGGAAGAGUUCGGCGACUUUGACGUGGAAGAUUUCCCCUCGGAACUAAUCAGAUGCUGAAUUAGAACCAUGAAGAAAGGACCAGAUUCCAGAUUUUCGCACCAAACUACGAAGAUACCCUGAAGCCGUUUUUAUCUUGAGGGGCAAUACGGUCCAUAAAAAGAUAAGAGUGGAUGCUUCUUCUCUUCUCUCUCUCUCUCUCUUUUUUAUAAUUUAUUUAUAGCCGUGAGUUAAGCCGAUUUGCCGGCGAUUUUGCCCGCCACCGUGUGUGAAAGA